AUGGCUGCACAUGCUCUCGCUGUGCCACGUUUGAGCUUGAAUGUGAGAUAUAACAGAAAUGUCAAAGAGAACAGCGGAGAGGAAGAGGAGAAUCAGCUGAAGAUCUUAGAGGAUGAAGAGCAUUACGAUGAACUCGGGCCACAAAGAGCCAGUCCAUGCAGCCCUGCAGCUGGCAACAGAAGGUUCUUCAGAGCUACUGCAGUGGCUCUGGGAGGGGUUUAUCUUCUGGUAUUGGCUGGACUCUUCAUUCGCUACACUUCGCUGCAGACCAGAUACGAGAUGUUGCAGACCAGAUACGACCAACUGAGCAGCAACUACAGCCAGAUCCAGAACGUUUCUGGCAAGAAAGACAUAUCCAUCGAAAACAGUCAGUUACGGAGCCGCUAUGAAAUACUGAGUGUAAAUCACAGUGAGUUACAGGAUGAAGUAAAGCAGCUGGAGACCAGAAUUAAAGAGAAGCUGUGUCCUGACGGAUGGAAGAGAUCUGGAUGCAGUUGUUACUUUAAAUCUGAGAAGAGGAACUAUUGGUAUGGAAGCAGAGAUGACUGUGAGCAGAGUGAAGCACAUCUGGUCGUCAUAAACAAUGAAGAGGAACAGAAGUUUGUCACUGAGCUGAGUAAGGAUGGAGAGUACUGGAUUGGUCUUCGGUAUGGACGGAGACAAGGAGAAUACAAAUGGGAAUGGGUCGAUGGAUCACCGCUGACAGAAACGUGA
Molecule: messenger RNA, 714 nt
Organism: Perca flavescens (yellow perch)
Lineage: Eukaryota; Metazoa; Chordata; Actinopteri; Perciformes; Percidae
Product: CD209 antigen-like protein E
Exons: 6
Coding region: 1-714 (237 amino acids)
Source: RefSeq, a predicted model, not a curated record